This is a messenger RNA of Closterium sp. Naga37s-1, 2763 nucleotides long. The record is from the annotation of a GenBank genome assembly. NCBI's taxonomy places the organism in Eukaryota, Viridiplantae, Streptophyta, Zygnematophyceae, Desmidiales, Closteriaceae.
AUGGCGAUCCUGCAGCGCGCCGAGCCGUGCCUGGCGUCCCUGCUCGCUCUGCUCCUCGUCCUCGUCCUCUCACAGACUGCCACGUGUACUGCUCACGAGGAUGGCUCGAGUCUCGAUGCGCUCAGCACCCUCAGAUUCGGGCGGCGCAAGACACUCGUGAUGCCAGGUCUGCCGCCCGUGUCCACGGGGCUGCUGCUACCGCUCACGCCCAACAUGUGGGCGUCCAUCCGCCGCCGCAACCCCAACUUCCGCCACGCCAGCGUUGGCUUCGUCCCCCCUGCCGCCAGCAACGGCAGUGGGGAGGGUGCUGCCCCGCGGUGGACUUACCUUGACCGCGUUGACUGGCAGCAGCGCCGCAUGGUUCGCCCCGUGCAGAACCAGGCCUCCUGCGCGGCAUGUUGGGCCAUGGCAGCGGUGGCAGCAGUCGAAUCCCUCUACGCCAUCGUCACCAACUCGCCUCCCCCUGCCAUCUCCACCCAACGCCUCCUCGAAUGCGCGCCCAACACCCCCCGCACCCCCGCGGCUGCCGGGGCUGGGAGCGAGAGGAACGACACGGGAGGGGGGGGAGCGUGGCUCGAUGGGUGCGAGGGCGGGUGGUCCGCAGAGGCCCUUGAUUUCAUGACAUUUACUCCCCUCCCCUCUGCUGCUGCCGCGCCUUUCAUCGGAGCGCGGGGCACUAAAAACGCCUCUAGGGCUUCCCUUUGUGUGCAGCAGCAGCAGCAGCAGCAGCAGCAGCAGCAGCAGCAGCAGGCACCGCCGUUGGUGUAUGCAGACAACUCUGUGCCGUUCACGCGCCGUACCCCUUAUAAGGGCCCCUUUAGCAUCACAAUGUUCGAGGAGACCGGGCUGGAGGGGCACCUGGGGAUGAUCCUGGCGCUGCAGCGACAGCCUGUGGUGGCGGCUCUAGAGGCGGACCAACCGUCCUUCAUUCAAUACGAUGGGUCGUUCGUCUACUCGGACCCCUCCUGUUUCCUUAACGGCCUCGUGGACCACUCUGUACUCGUUAUAGGCUACGACCUCACCGACCCCACACCGCACUGGAUCGUUCUCAACAGCUGGGGCUCCUGGUGGGGCCGCUGGGGCGUCAUGCGCCUGGCCAUGGCGGGAGGGGACGGCAUAUGCGGGAUUCACUCCAUGCCGGCCCUCUACCCGGUUAUUACCACCCCAGAUCCGUGCUUUCCCAUCAACCCCUGUGGGGGCGGGAAGUGCGCUGUGGAUGCGGGGACGGGGGGCAACACGUGCGAGUGCCCUGAGGGGUUCCGGGUCACGGUGAACAUCGAUGGGUCUCAGUCGUGUGCUCUGGCGCGGCGCUGUGGAUUCUCCAUGGUGAACCCGUGUGACACGGGCACGUGCAUCGACAGCACCACCAGCCCGGGCGGCUACUCCUGUCUCUGCCCACCGCCCACCCAGCGCACCAACAACACGGACGGCACACAGACCUGCGUCGUGCCACCCCCACCGCCCCCCACCAACUACUGGGACACCCCCGGCGCCGGCGGUGGUGGGGGCAGCAGCGGCAGUGGCGGCAGCAGCGGCAGUGGUGCCGGUGCUGGGGUGCGGCGAGUGAGAGUGGUGGAGGGCAUGACGUGUGGCAUGCUGGCCCUCACCUUCCGUAUCACCGUGGAGCAGCUGCAGCAGACCAACCCUGGCAUGGACUGCAGCAAGCUGCAGGUGGGAGCCACCGUGACAGUGAACACCACAGCAGCAGCCACCGUCUGCUCGCUCUCUUAUGCUGCCUCUCUGGGGGACACGUGUGCUUCGAUAGUGGAUCUCUUCAAUACAAGCACAGCAGCUCUCCUCGCUCUCAACCCCCAGUUGGACUGCUCGCUCCCCUUUACCUCCAGCCAAUCGAUCUGUGUGGCGGCAGCAUCAACGCCUCUCCCCCGUCGCUGUGCGCGCUGGUACACGCCCCAGCAGGGCGACACGUGCCCCUCAAUCAUGCGAUCCGUCGCCUCUCCCCCUCUCCCGCCCACACACUUGAUCGCUCUCAAUCCCGGCCUCUCCUGCUCGCUCCUGGAGCAACCGAAUGCUACCACGGACACCGGAGUCCAGGUCUGUGUGAAGGCGGCCCCCAAUUGGACGGGAGCGAGUAACUAUAUCCUUGCCGACCCCUCGCGCAUGGCCCUGCAGCAGCACGACAUCGUCGCGUCAGCAACGCGAAACACCCGCUCGAGCCAUAUCCUCCAGAUCGCGUCCUCCUCGUUCCGUCGCGAGGCCGCGCGCACCUUCGAGACGAUCGACCUGGACAAGGACGGCAAAAUCUCCGCCCACGAGCUCGCGACUCUCCUAGGCCGCCUGGAUAGUAGUAAUACUUCUGCUGAGACGCAGCCUGGACGGCGCGGUAUUCCGGCGCUCGAGGCGGGAGGCGAUUUGAUUGGCUUCGCGGAGGAUGUGAUUCGAGAAGCUGACGUGGAUGGCGACGGGAUGAUUGAUUUCGAGGAAUUUUUGCUCUCGACGCGCGCAAAGCCGUCCGUUGUCUCCGUUCCAUCGUCCGAUGAUGAGGGGGAAGAUGAAUCGGACGUUGGGAGUAAAUCAAGGAAGGACGUGAUUGAAGAUGAUUUGUUCCGCGCGUUUGAAAUCUUUGACCUUGACAGGGAUGGUGUGAUAAGUGCGGAGGAGCUGCGAUACGUGAUUGGUGUUCUUAGCGGGGAUGAUUUGACGGCGGAAGACUGCGAACGUAUGAUAAAGCGGGUGGACGCUGACGAGGAUGGAUACGUGGAUUACAACGAGUUCAGGAGGAUGAUGGCUGGAAGUUUUUAUUGA